Monomorium pharaonis (pharaoh ant) is the source of this 1322-nucleotide messenger RNA. RefSeq lists its product as uncharacterized. The transcript has 2 exons. The record is from RefSeq and is a predicted model, not a curated record. Gene Ontology annotation, molecular function: catalytic activity. NCBI's taxonomy places the organism in Eukaryota, Metazoa, Arthropoda, Insecta, Hymenoptera, Formicidae. Bases 183 to 1220 code for a protein of 345 amino acids.
UCCCCCAUACUGUGCUCAAAAAACUCUUGCUAACGUGGCUGAGCACGAACAAAGCGUGACAGAAUAAUACCAAUUGGAGACGUUUAAAAUUAACAGGAUUGGCUUUUUAACUAGUUAUUAGAAAUUUUGAAGAAGUUUAAUAAAUCAAGAAAGAAAUAUUGCCAAUUAAGGCUCAAAGCUCAAUGGCCACUAUAGAAAAUAAAAAUAAAGAAAUAAUCAAGAUAGGUUUUUGGAACAUAGCAGGAUUGAGAAAAAAAAAAGAUAAACAAGAAGAAACCUUAAAAAAAUUUAAGAAAUUUAUAAAAGAAAAAGAUCUAGAUAUAAUAGGAAUAAUAGAAACGUGGAUAGAGGAAAAGGAUUGGAACGAAGUAAAAGAACAAUUACCGCAGGAUUACAUAUGGGGAUGUCAAUUUGCAACAAGAGAAAACCCUAGAGGAAGAGGCAUAGGAGGAAUUAUAUCAGGAAUAAAGAAGGAAAUAGAUAAAAAAGCAAUAAUAAUAAAUCAUGAAAAUAAUAUUCAAGAAGUAAGAUUCAAGAUAGACAAUGAAACAUGGCAAGUGUUAACUAUAUACAGUAAUUGUCAAAUACAAGAUUUACAAUCGAAAUUAGAUAAAAUCAUAGAAGAAUCAGAGAGGGCGAAAUUAAUAAUAGGAGGGGACUUCAAUGCAAGAAUUGGUCUUGAGGAUAGCAAAUGUGAAAAAGAGGAACCAGAUAGCAAAUGUGAAAAAGAGGAACCAGAUAGCAAAUGUGAAAAAAAGGAACCAGAUAGCAAAUGUGAAAAAGAGGAACCAGAUAGCAAAUGUGAAAAAGAGGAACCAGAUAGCAAAUGUGAAAAAGAGGAACCAGAUAGCAAAUGUGAAAAAGAGGAACCAGAUAGCAAAUGUGAAAAAGAGGAACCAGAUAAAGGGGAAAGAACUUCAAAAGAUGGGAUAAUAAAUACAGAAGGAAGAAGAUUUCUGGAAAUGGUAAAACAAAAAGGAUGGGUUAUUCUCAAUGGAAAUGUAAAAGGGGACAAAAGUGGAGAAUUUACAAGCGAAAGUACACCUGGUAAUUCGGUAAUUGAUUAUGUAGUGGGAAAUUUAGAAAUGAAAAACAAUGUCAGAAAUUUCAAAGUAGAUAAAGAAAUAAUAUCAGACAAACAUCAUCCUGUGAUUCUCGAACUAUAUCGAAAAGAAAUAGGAAAAAAGAAGAUAGAAGAAAAGAGAGAAAAAAGAAUAUAGACAGAAGAUGAAAAGAUUCAAUUUGUAGAAGAGAUGAAAAAAAGAAUGAAAAAAAGAAAUUUCAAAGAAAAAGGAGCUAAUGAUAUGAUGGAAGAAAUUACA